Messenger RNA from Colletotrichum paranaense, 1089 nucleotides. Its product is annotated as DnaJ domain-containing protein. The coding region runs from base 1 to 1089 and encodes 362 amino acids. NCBI's taxonomy places the organism in Eukaryota, Fungi, Ascomycota, Sordariomycetes, Glomerellales, Glomerellaceae. The record is from RefSeq and is a predicted model, not a curated record. The transcript has 2 exons.
AUGUCAAACGUUCUCUCCCUUCUAGGCUGGGCCUUCUUGCCCAACCUAGUCACCGGCUGGGUCCAAGCAAUCUACUACGGUCUAGCAAUCCGCGCCGGUGAUCCCAAGCCUCAGCCCGGAACCGCGAAGUAUGCCAUCCACCGCCGCCGAAUCCACAUACUCGUCGUCUCCUUCUACCUCCUCUACACCCUUGUUGAGGCCGACCGCACCCUCCGCCUGCAAGGGACCUUCUACACCGACCUCGACGUCGCUGCAAGUGCCCCCGUCCGCAUAAUCAAGUCUCGCUUCCGCCGGCUGGCGGCCGUCUACCAUCCAGACAAGGCAGGCACAAAUGGCGCUGACACUGGCGCCGCCGCUGCACGCUUCAUGCACCUGAAGACCGCCUCAGAGACCCUCUCCGACCCAGCCCGUCGCUUCGCCUACGAGCGCUUCGGUCCCGAGGUCGGCGCCUGGCAGGGCUGCAAGACCAUUCACGACUUCGUCGCUCGUGGCAUUAUGCAGGGAACGAUCCCGUACUACGGCAUCGCGGCGGCUGCUACUUACGGCUUGAGUCUGCUGGGAUACCUCGACUGGGGACGAUACUGGCGGUGGAUUAUCCUUCUCACCUUCUUCGUCGCGGAGCUCAUCGUUGUUACUCGGCCCGAGAUGCCGCCAUUCCUAGCCAUCUUCAACACAGUGCUGAGCACAACCCUGCGCCGCCCACCCUAUCUUCAGUUCCAGUUGGUGUCGCUCGCUCGUCAGGCCGCUGUCACGAUCUACAUCGCCUUCGGCCAGCUCGGUCCUCUGCUGAACUCUCAGGGCCAGGCGGCGCAAAAAGCGGCCGAGAGCUCGGCGGCCGCAGUCGAUGAAGGCCUACAGCGGCUCGAGAUGAUGGCCCGCGGUCUGGACGGCGAGACGAGCAGGUUAUUGGAGAUGGAGAUGACGCCGUUUAUCGGCGAUAAGGAGGCGCUCAGCAGCGUGCGUGCCAAGGUCAAAGAUUGGUUGGUUCAGAACACCAUUAGGGCGGACCCGAUGGUCAGAGAUGCGAUUGGCAAGCAGUUCCAGAAACGCAGGGUCGAUGCACCAGCUGGUGCGAAGGGUAAUAGAUAG